CUCCCUAGUAGACCUACAGUGUGGAUUAUUCCAUCAGAAGAAACUAGAGUGGAGCAUCCACAGACCUUCAACGCGUUCAAAAAUAAAGGAACAUUUUCUGCCAGACUGCCUCGUUUCUCCACCCUCCCGCGCUCUACGUUCGCUAUGACAUCAACCCACAAUGCACCGCACUGUUUGCCGUUUACUCUCCGUCUCCGCGGCGACAGCGGCGAGCGCGGCCCCUUAUGCAAACGAAACCGGAAGAAAACGUCAUCUUUGGCCAAUCUCAGCGCUCUAAAGUGACAUAAUGGAAUUUUUAGGGAUAGAAAACUUGCAAAUGCGUACUGACGCCCAUAGAUAACACCUCUCGCGCGGGGAGAAGCAAGGAUAUCAUAAAACAAUAUCAUUAAUCGAUUAAAAACAAACGUUCGCGGCAAGAAUUUUGAACGUUAAAGAUCAUCUAAAUGAGUCGUUUGGACGGCAGACCCAGCUCACCCCUCUGUAGGGUGUAGGAUGGGAACAAGUCUUUACCCAGACGAGGACAUCCGAGGAAUAUCACGCUAUAUUAUGAUGAAGAAAGACAUGAGUUUGAACCUAAACGACCAGAACAGCUCCAACCUCAAGCCAGAUCUGAGGGAUGCCGAAGGGAUUCUCAAUUCGCCCGAUUUAGGGCUCCUCAAGCUGGCUUCUCCGGAGCUGGAGAGGCUGAUCAUCCAGUCCAACGGGAUGGUGACCACCACGCCGACCUCCCAGUUCGUCUAUCCGAAGUCGGUAAGCGACGAGCAGGAGUUCGCGGAGGGCUUCGUCAAAGCCCUGGAGGACCUUCACAAGCAGAACCAAUUGAACGGCGGCGCGUGCGUUCCUCCGACGCUCGGCAGACUCGCCAGCAGCACCGCGCUCGCCUUGCCCACGGAUCUGCCCGUGUACACGAACUUGAGCACGUAUGGGAGUACCACGGUGAACUAUUCCACGGAAACCAUUCCGUUCCCUCCGCCGCCGCCGCCGGCGCCACCGAUGACCGCGCAAACGCAGCCGUCGCUAAAAGACGAGCCGCAAACCGUUCCAGACAUGCAGAGCUUCGGCGACAGUCCGCCGCUUUCCCCCAUCGACAUGGACACGCAGGAGCGCAUCAAAGCCGAGAGGAAGAAGCUGCGCAACCGGAUCGCCGCCUCCAAAUGCCGCAAGCGGAAACUAGAGCGGAUAUCCAGGCUGGAAGACAAAGUGAAAACCCUGAAGAACCAGAACACGGAGCUCGCGUCGACGGCGAGCGUGCUGAGAGAGCAAGUGGCGCAGUUAAAACAGAGAGUGAUGAACCACGUCAACAACGGCUGUCAGUUGCUGCCUAAUCAAGUGCAAGCAUAUUAGAGGACAGUCUUUAUGUAUCAGUGUUUGGGUGGUUGACGAACGACAUGCUCUGGGUUUGGUUAAACGUCACAUUUCCACAGCAGUGCACGAGAGGCCGAGGAUAGCACGACCUCGAGUGACUGAAAUAUUAAGCUAAUCCACUUCCGCGAAAAAAUAUAGUCCCGGGAUCGACCACAACGGGAUCGACCUUCAGCAAAGAAAUGAACUUUAUCUGUUAUUUGUGGUUUUUAAUUGGCUGUAGCAUGUUUGAUUGGACAAGCAGCGUUCCUAACAUUUAGUUAAGUAUUAGUCCGCCUUGUGUGACAGCUGUCAUUUUGCGCGUUCGACUCUGUUUUGGUUUCGUUUGGAACUAUUUUCGUUGCUUUUAUUACAGUAAUAGACCUUUUUUAAUUUUUAUUAAACAAUCAUUAAGUACCAUCAACAUUGCUAUGCGGUGCAACUAGCGAUUGAUGAUAAGGUGAACGCUGAUUAAUCAUCAUUCAGGACCGGAACUGUAUCUGUUUUAUGUCACAUACUUUUAAAAAGCGUUCCUAAAGUUUUCAUAAAACAUCAUUGGGAAGUUCACCGUUUGUAUCAAUCCGCUGUGCGUUGCUUAGCAACACAAUCUUGUUUUGGUUUCUUUUGGAACUAUUUUCGUUGGCGGUGUUUUUAUAUUCAUUCAAUUAUUAUAUAAAUUGCAAUCAUUCCGAUAGAAAGUACAGUCCUUGACUAAAUGUUGCUAUGCAACAAAACUAAAAUAAAAAAGUUUUUGAUAUGCUAAAAGGUGUUUUGCGUUAUAGCCGUUUUUUGUAUUUACACACUACUGGAACGCUGCAUUGACCAAUCAUCAUCCAACUUUUUUAUAUUGGCCUAUACAACAGUUAGGUCUCCUACACUAGUUUAAUUGCGCAAGCAGUAUUUCUAAACACUGUAUCACUAACUUGUUGACAGCUUCUUCUGGAACUAUUUUCUUUGGCAGAGCAGCAGCAAAAUGACUGGCUAUAUAAUGUCAGUUACUCGAUAUGAAUGGCUGUAUUAAAGCAAUAUCACAUAUCACAUUGCUUAAAUACACAUACGAGUGCAUCAAAACCCACAGUGUUGGUGAUGAAGUGAAUUCAUAUCGGCUGAAACAUUAUUCUGAGCUCCGCAUGUCCAGUCAACGACCCAUUCACUGAUGCAUAAAGCUCACAGACUGAACUGAUCUCUCUCUUCCAGUGGCCGAGCGUUCUGGUUGGACUUUUGAAAUGGACACUACAGGUGCUGAUGUAUUAUAUGUUUACAAUAUUUUGUAGCAAACGGACUGUGUGCUACAUGGUUUGAUCUCAUGAGAGAAGCAGCUGUAUUUUUGCAUGCUCCAGACAAGCUCCAAAUGAGUGCAACCAAACACAACAAAGAUGUCAUGCAUGUAUUGCUUCAUGUCCAAGGCCUUAUUAAUCAACGUCUGUAUCGAUUUUAUAUACAACUACUCACACAAUGUCUUAUUUUAUGCUCUUUUGGAUUUAUGUGUGUCGUGUUGUAAAUGUAAACGUUUCACCUGUCACACGUCCUGUACUGCCUUGUAUGUACAUUAAUGUCACAUUAAACCUGUUCAAUUCA
Messenger RNA from Onychostoma macrolepis, 2919 nucleotides. RefSeq names its product JunD proto-oncogene, AP-1 transcription factor subunit (gene jund). Gene Ontology annotation, cellular component: transcription regulator complex. Bases 493 to 1344 code for a protein of 283 amino acids. The transcript has a single exon. The record is from RefSeq and is a predicted model, not a curated record. Gene Ontology annotation, molecular function: DNA-binding transcription factor activity, RNA polymerase II-specific; RNA polymerase II cis-regulatory region sequence-specific DNA binding; transcription factor binding. NCBI's taxonomy places the organism in Eukaryota, Metazoa, Chordata, Actinopteri, Cypriniformes, Cyprinidae. Gene Ontology annotation, biological process: regulation of transcription by RNA polymerase II; regulation of cell cycle; regulation of cell population proliferation.